AUGGCGUCCUCUUCACGCUCAGCUUACCGCUUCCUCUCCACUUCCGCGGUCAGGGCUGAGGUGCCCGGAACAAAUUACAGCCCCCCAAGAGGGAUGAAGAGCAACAUCCAGCCUUUUAUCCGAAACAUCAUCGGUCGGGAGGACCUUGCAAAGGCGGCAGCUGGCCAGGCUGCUUUGAACGCUAUCGCCGCCGAGUCUGCACCAGUCGAGAUAGAAGGCAGAAAGCGGAUAGACCAGCAUCGAUUCCUCUCCCCUGACCAAAUGACCCGAACCUCCCUCUACGCUCCCGACCCACCUCGGACCCGCGCCCCCCUCCUCGGUCCGCGUAAUCGCGAAGCGCGGAAAAUAGACCCCUUCCAUAUCACCCGCACAUCCCCACUCGACCACGUCUACAAUCCGCUCAUGGGCCAGGCGUUUGUGAAUCAGAUGGGGUGGAUCAAGUCGAGGGCAGAGACGGGACUGACGUGGAAGAGUCAGAGGGCGGUAGGGAAGCUGGCUAGGAGGCAGAGGGCGAUGGGGAUCAUUGGGCAAUGGACAAGCCGGCCGACAGCGGGUGGGCUCGGGAGUGAGCGGACGUCGAGAUAUGAUUAG
Molecule: messenger RNA, 591 nt
Organism: Dioszegia hungarica
Lineage: Eukaryota; Fungi; Basidiomycota; Tremellomycetes; Tremellales; Bulleribasidiaceae
Exons: 2
Coding region: 1-591 (196 amino acids)
Biological process (GO): translation
Cellular component (GO): ribosome
Molecular function (GO): structural constituent of ribosome
Source: RefSeq, a predicted model, not a curated record